AUGUCCACCGUAAAACCUCCUUACGAUCCGGUCAAAACGGUUGAGGGUAUGUUCAAUGGCUCUGUCACGCGCAUUGCCUAUGUCAUGAAAGAUCCCCUCAACUACGCGCAAUCCACAAAAGCCGUCUUGGCCGAGACCGCAAAGAAAUUCCAGGAUGCUCUAGAUGAUUGUGAAAUCCAACUGUUGGACGCCAAAUGGUAUCUGGAACGGCAACUUGCUUUAAACAAGGAGCGUAGGGAAGCCAAAGCAAGAGAAGAGAAUGCCGCUGUCUCUGCGAAAAGAAAGCUCGACGACAUCAAAGACAGUCAAGACAAGACUCAAGACUCUUUACAAGACCAUGCCUCCAAGCGCGUAAAGACCGCCGAACCUGAGGAACCCUCCCAAGCCGUUCAAGCCGAACAGCAACCUCCCGCUACCACCGCCCCUACUACAUCCGCACCUCCCAUUACCCCCAAACAGCUCCCCAAACCUCUCGAAAAACCUGCCGUUCCGAAGCCCGCUGAUAAAGCUCAAACACAACCCGCCCCGCCUCCGGCAGGUACAAAUAGGAAACCAUCUUUAUCGAAAGAUAUCAAGGCCCAAUCAGCCGUCGCGCCCACAAAACCAAAGCCGCAGCAGAAACCUCCAGCGCCUAUCCAAGUCCCACCACCUGCACCCAUGUCUAUCUCGGAGCCAUUGACUACACAAUCAUUAACUCUAGAGGACUACCCAAGGGCAACGCCACAAGAUACACCGGCAGGCGGCAACGAAGAUUUCAAUUUUGUAUCCAUGUUUGGAGAACCAUCUGGAAAUGAGAUGAUCGACGGCGCCGGCGGAGACAUGGGCUUCGAUAUGGGUAUGGGUAAUGAAUUCGAUGUUGACCCGACAGCUGCGGCAGCCGCCCAAGAUUCGUCCUUGACUUCACUACUCCCCGGCCUAGAGUCUUACGCAAACCAAAGUGGAGAUGACAACAGUUUCAAUCUGGGCGGUAUCAAUAUGAAUGGGACGCAAGGAAUUGACACUCUGGAUUUUGGCGCAAACUCUCUUCAGCAGCAACCUCAAGCUCCUGCAGUGGGCGCCAAUAUGAGCGCAAACGACUUUGGACUUCCAACUUUGGGGCCAAAUGAGUUUGACGAGUUCCUCAAUGAUAACGAUAUGAAUUUCGAUGCUGUCGAUGAUGGCAUAAUGAAUAUGGACAAUAUGGAAAGCAUGGACAUCGACUUUGAUUCUAUGUUCAAGUAA
This is a messenger RNA of Exophiala bonariae, 1221 nucleotides long. RefSeq lists its product as uncharacterized. The record is from RefSeq and is a predicted model, not a curated record. The transcript has a single exon. Lineage: Eukaryota; Fungi; Ascomycota; Eurotiomycetes; Chaetothyriales; Herpotrichiellaceae. The coding region runs from base 1 to 1221 and encodes 406 amino acids.